AUUAAAGCAUGCUUAAUGUCAACAGGAUAAAACACAAAACCUCUGAGUUGUUUUUCUGCAGUGAAAGCUUUAUAAUGUAGUGAAGUAGAUCCUGGUGUAGGAUUUUACAUGAUGUCCACAAAUGCACCACUAACAUCCACACCUUCCCAGUUGACAAUUAGCAGGCUUAUAAGAAACAGCUGAGCUUCACUACCAGAAGGAGUCAUUUGGCAGUCUUGUCCAUCCAAGGUGGUUGAGAGCAUUAGGCAGUUAAGCGCUGCAGAUCUCUCAAGGAAAGCUACUCAGUUUAGUAUUGCCCUUUAGAGAGUGGUAAGUGGGACUCUUGUGUUCAUCAUAACGUGGCAUAUAGUAGGGUGGACUUUGACAACUGUUUCCCUCUUUUGUUGCAGGUUUGCACUAUACUGCUGCUGUCUUCUCUUAUGCUGUUUUGCUUGUUAUGCGAUGCUUUUAUAACGAACAGUAAUUUGGGGUGUAUUUGUUUUAUGUAGACCUUUUACUAAUUUGUUUAACGUUUUAUGCUUUGUUUUAUUGCUUUAGUGAAGGUACGGCCGCUUGUUGAGGGGCUUGAGGUGGAAUCCCCUCCCCGAUGCAUGCGAGUGUACACACCGGGCAUAGGUAGAUUGCACCGUUUAGUGUGAGUGAGGUCUGCAGUGAAAUCACACGGGUGAGUAAUUGGUGGCACCCUUGGGCACUCCUCCCUGUAGGUUGCCUCCUCAAGUGGCCGGUCUCCACUAUUUUGUUUAGUUAUUCUUACUGUCAUUGUUUUUAGGGUAGCAUUGUGGUAGGGAGUCUGGUCGUUUUAAUCAUCGGUUGUUAAUAAAGUGUUUUAAUUAACUAUUUUGCCGUCUCAACCCUGCUACCUUAGGUGCCUUUUUGAUUUUAUAAUUCUAUGUUUUUAGUAGUUCUUAAUAAACUUUGAUUUGUAAAAUUCAUCUGUCUCACCUCUGCCGUUAAUAACGAGUCUGUGGGCUUUGGUAGCCAGUGUAACACUUACUUUGGCCAGAGAAAUCUUUCCUGGGGUGUAACUCCCUCCCCCAGGUGGCGUUGUCAACAUCUUAGUUACCGUCCCCGGUUAUUCCUCAAUGGCGCCACCACAAUGAGUACAAUUUCCUAAAUCUCCUAACUCUUUUAUUGGCAGUGCUGUUCUUAACACUUCUUGAUUCUGAAUACUUCUUUCACCACUAGAUGGCCUAUGUCACCUAUUUUACAAAUUACUAAAAUACAUUUAGAGGAAGGGCCAUGGAAGAAAGUGCCAUCCCCUCUGUACUUAUAGUUCAGCUCUGCACGUCCCUUCUCAUUGCUCUACAAGACCACAGUGUCUGCAUAAUAUUGUCAAAUCUUACAUUUCAAUCGGCCAAAGCAAAGAUGUGGAGCCUCCAAAACCUGCUUUUCAUCCUCUGCAUUGCUCUGAGAUGUGUGACCAGUGCAGUAGGGGUGAUCCAUGUGACUGGAUAUGUGGGGGGAGAGGUUAACGUUUCCUGCUCUUACAAUGAGGGUUAUGAAUCUUAUGAAAAGUACCUGUGUAAGAAUGGCUGUGGUAGUGACGAUGUUCUUAUUACAACAUCAAACUCCGUGAAAAACAAAUACAGGAUCCAUGAUGACAAAACGGCACGAAUCUUCACAACGACCAUCUCCGAUCUUCAAUCUGUGGAUGCUGGGAAAUAUUGGUGUGGAGUGAGCAAAAAUUGGAACGAUAUCUACACUGAAGUCGACCUGAAAUUAGUAUCAGACAGCUGCUGUGACACUGUGACCAAAGUUCAAAGUUAUGAGGGACACUCUGAGUCUGUCAGUUGUCAGUAUGAGUCUCAGUACCAGAACAGUCUGAAGUACAUCUGCAGAGGAAAUCGGCCCUCCACAUGUCUGCAGCAGGCACUGAUCACCUCUGACACCAAACAAAAUGGACGAUUCAGACUUGAUGAUGACAAAGUGUUAGGAACAUUCACAGUGAACAUUAACAGUUUGACUCAUAAUGAUUCAGGGUCAUACCUCUGUGGUGUCCAAAGAAACUCUGAGCUGGAUGUUUUCUCUGCUGUUGAGCUUAAAGUUGAAGAGUGGUGCUGUGUCAAAUCAACUAAAAUAAAUGGUACUGCAGGACAUCCACUAACUUUGCAGUGUCCUUAUCCUCCACAAUAUCGGCAUAACAGCAAGUUCCUCUGUAAGGGAGACCACCGCAACAAUUGCACAAAGAUGGCGGUGAGUCAAAGGAGGUUCACACUGCAAGAUAAUGCUACUUCCAGUUCUUUCAUGAUAAAGAUCACAGCACUGGAAGCAGAUGAUGCUGGGACAUACUGGUGUGGGACAGACUCACAGUGGAGAGUUGGAAACUACACCAAGAUUGAGCUGUCAGUCUUUCUGCAGCACACCAGCACUGUAACUCCCGGCACCACUGUGGGAACAAGAAUCCCAGAUGCAGCACUCUAUGUGGUUUACACAGCACCCGUUGCGCUGCUGCUAAUGUGUGUUCUAGUAAUUGUUUAUAAGUACAGAUGUCUCAAAGAAGCUGAUGAAACCACAAGCAAACAUAAACCCAAGGCAAAGAGCUCAAAGGAAGUGAUGGGUGCAACAGGAAGCAGAAUUUAUGGAAAUCAAGAAAGUGUUUUGACCUACAAAAAGCAACGCGCCUGUAGCCACCAUGAAGAUCCAGGUAGAAAUGAAGAGGUCUAUGCAAACAUGCCCACAACAGAAGAAAUCUACUGUAAUGAAAGUUUCCAUAAUAGAAAAACAUGAAUUGAGUUCACAACUGUGGUCUGUAUAUUCCAUUUCAUUAGUAUUCCUUAGUGUUCAUAAAACUUUCUACUCUUUUUAAAAUAAAAAUGUAGAAUUCUCCAAACGUAAAUUAUCAACAUGAGUGUGAACUAAAUGAAAAAGAAAAGUAAAAUAAAAUACAGUUUGGUGAAACAUAAUAAUACAUUUAAUAGUACACUGAUUUAUAUCCAUUUUCAUUUAUUUUACCUAAUUAAACUUAAAUCACCACAACUGCUUUUCCAAUUAACAGAGUUUUGUACUAAAAAAAACAAAAAGACAGACAUACUUCAGAAGAGCCAGGAUAAUCAACUUCUUUCCAACUGGAUUGUAGUGGAAAGUAUAUCACAGGGGUUCAAACUGUAAAAUAUAAAAACCACACAGCACAGUUUUACACUACACCUUGGGAGUCGGUAUGUUACGUAAAGGAAAAAGCAUCAGAAGGUUCUCCAAGAACAAAUACUUUCUUGUCUGUAGUCAUGAAAAUAUUAAAACGCUGAAUUUGCCAGGAUCUACUAAAGAAAACAUGAAGUUCUUUUGUAAAUUAUGGCCACGUGGUAACACGGUGGUGUGGUGGUUAGCACUAUUGCCUCACAGCAAGAAGGUCCUGGGUUUGACUCCGCUGACCAGGGCCUUUCUGUGUGGCGUUCGCAUGUUCUCCCCGUGUUUGCUUGGGUUCUCUCCAGGUACUCCAGCUUCUUCUCACAGUCCAAAGACAUGCAGUUAUGGGUGUUAGGUUAGGUUAACAGAUGAUUCUGGGGAUGGAGACAAUGGUUGUCUGUCUCUCUGUGUUAACCCUACGAUAGACUGGCAACCUGUCCAGGGUCUAUCCUGCCUCUCGCCCUAUGACAGCUGGGAUAGGCUCCAGCAGGCAAACCCUGACGAGGAUAAGCAGAACACAAUGGAUGGAUGACCAUUAUUAGAAUAACAAUAGAAGAUUCACUACAAUUUGUUUAUUUUCUCAUGACGUGUAAAUCACUGGUUGUCUUCUGUGUAAGAAAACCAUGUUAAUGAUGGCAUGCACAUGUAUGUAGCUGUGUUUGUGUUACAGUUUGUGUAACUUUUGUUAAUUAAAAAACUCUGCCGCUUUCAUCAA
This is a messenger RNA of Oreochromis niloticus (Nile tilapia), 3838 nucleotides long. Its product is annotated as polymeric immunoglobulin receptor. The coding region runs from base 1240 to 2727 and encodes 495 amino acids. The transcript is spliced from 8 exons. Lineage: Eukaryota; Metazoa; Chordata; Actinopteri; Cichliformes; Cichlidae. The record is from RefSeq and is a predicted model, not a curated record. Gene Ontology annotation, molecular function: transmembrane signaling receptor activity. Gene Ontology annotation, cellular component: plasma membrane.